Molecule: messenger RNA, 207 nt
Organism: Miscanthus lutarioriparius
Lineage: Eukaryota; Viridiplantae; Streptophyta; Magnoliopsida; Poales; Poaceae
Source: the annotation of a GenBank genome assembly
AUGGAAGGUGGAGCUGCCCAAAUGGUCGUCCCGAUCCUCGGCAUCGUUGCCGCGGCCGCCGUGACCUUCUACACCGUCAGCUUCAUGGAGAUGCGAGACAAAUCUUUCGAGGAGCUCGACGAGAAGUACUCGGAGUUCGACGAGUCAGGCGGACGGCAGCGCCGGUCACGCCGGAGGGCCGAGCGCGACAGGAAGAGAGCCAAGUGA